AUGUUGUUGGUUAUCGUGUGCUGUGCCACUUUGUGCAGCAGUAUUUUGGCUAAACCCGUACAGAAUACGACAUUUAUAUUUGACCUGCUGUUGAAACUGGACGAUCAAGAAAUGGAUGAACUCAUCAAGGUCAUGAAGAUAAUGAGAGACACAUCGCUCACAAUAGAGGAUCGCUGUGCUAAAGUCGAACCGUUUCUAGAAGGAAAAAUCCCCAACAAAGCGCUGCGGCUUGUUAUGGAACUUAAUGACUAUGUGGUGAAACUUGUCGAGUCUAGCGCAAGCUCUAAGGUGAAAGAUCUCUUCAAUAAAUUUCGCGACUUAUGGAUUGACAAAAAAUUUUUAAAGAUGAAAUUUGAAGAGAAGAAAGCAGCGGUCGAGAAGAUAAGGAAUAGUUUCAGUAAGAAUGAGGUGAAGGAAUUGGAGAAGCUUGAGAUGAAGAUUAAGAAAAAACAAAAAGAGCUCGGAAUCGAGGAUUUCGCGGACAUGUUUACGGGACUAAACGAAUGA
This is a messenger RNA of Necator americanus (New World hookworm), 507 nucleotides long. RefSeq lists its product as uncharacterized. Bases 1 to 507 code for a protein of 168 amino acids. Lineage: Eukaryota; Metazoa; Nematoda; Chromadorea; Rhabditida; Ancylostomatidae. The transcript is spliced from 7 exons. The record is from RefSeq and is a predicted model, not a curated record.